AUGCUCCGCCGAGUCCCCGCCCUUCGCCCGCGGGCGCUCGGCGCACCGCGGCCUCUCGCGCUACGCUACGUCGCCUCCUCCUUGCCAGUGGGGCGGGUGACCGUCCCCAACCGGGCUAUACACGUACGUGCCAUUUCGUUCGGCACGGUUCCCCGUAUCAUGGCCAAAGCCUUCCGCGUACCGUUGUACGGCGUUGCUGUUGGGGCUGGCGGGUUUGGGUAUGCAAAUUACAAGCUCGAAGGUGUGCGGAAUGCGACGGUCGAGGUCCUAGAUAGCGUCAAGGACACGCUUAGCUCCGCUUACGAUUCGACUGCUGGCGCCAUUGGGGCUGCUGGAAACGCGUUGGGAGCCCUCGGAGAAGGUGUGGGAAAUGGUGCAAGGGGAGCCGUGGAAGGAGCGACGGGAAGGAUAGAGGCGUUUCAGAAGGGAGCGGGGGAGUGGUGGGGUGCGUUCUCGUCCCAGUUCAAGGGCACGGAGGAUACGACGACCGUCAAGACUGCGCCGCAAGAGGAACCAGAAGGCGGCGGCGGUGGUGGUAGUGGAGGAGGAGGAGGAGGAGGAGGGGGGGAGGCAGCUGCUGUCCUUGCGGCGGCAGCUGUUGCGCAUGAUGGCGCCGACGAGCCCGAACCCAAGGAGCACCAGCUCCUCCAGCUUACCCGGAAGCUUAUCGAGAUCCGCCAGGUGUUGCUGAGUGUCGACCAGAGCGACGCGCUCACGCUCCCGUCAAUUGUGGUUAUUGGGUCGCAGAGCUCGGGGAAGAGUUCGGUGCUAGAGGCGAUUGUGGGACACGAGUUCUUGCCAAAGGGAGACAACAUGGUUACCCGCCGGCCCAUCGAGCUCACUCUCAUCUACACACCCGUCAAGGCCGGCUCGAACCAGCCCGCCGAGUACGGAGAGUUCCCAGACAUGCCGCACUUGGGCAAGGUGACGAACUUUUCGACGAUCCAGAAGACGCUCACGGACCUCAACCUCGCCGUGCCCGCCGAGGAGUGCGUGUCCGACAAGCCGAUCCACCUCAACAUCCACUCGCCCCACGUACCCGACCUCACGCUCAUCGACCUGCCGGGCUACGUGCAGAUCUCGAGUCUUGAGCAGCCCGAAUCGCUCAAGGAGAGCAUCUCGGCGCUGUGUGAUAAGUACAUCCGCGAGCCGAACAUUAUCCUCGCCGUGUGCGCCGCCGACGUCGACCUGGCGAACUCGCCGGCCCUACGCGCGUCGAGACGGGUGGACCCACUUGGUACUCGCACCAUUGGUGUCGUUACUAAGAUGGACCUCGUGACGCCGCAGCAGGGAGCGUCGAUUAUACGGGGCGACAAGUAUCCACUGCACCUCGGCUACGUCGGUGUCGUGUCCAAGGCGCCGCCCACUGUCGGCGUCUUCUCCUCCCUCCGCUCACCGCCACGAGUCACAAACGCCGUGCUCAAGCGUGAGGAAGAGGUGUUUGGUGGUGAAAACGCACGGUACUACAACGUGCGCGGGAGGGGCGACGGCAAACUUCUCACCGGCACCGACACGUUGCGAAGGCAGCUCAUGGACGUGCUCGAAACGAGCAUGGCCGGUAGCCUGCACGGGAUCACGAACGCGGUGCAGCUCGAACUCGAGGAGGCCAGCUACCAGUUCAAGGUGCAAUACAACGACCAGCGGAUCACCGCCGAGUCUUACGUCGCCGAGACGACAGAUGCUCUCAAGGCUCGCUUCAAGGAGUACACGAGGCAGUUCAACAAGCCAGCGGUGCGGUCCAAGCUCACAGCGAUGCUGGAUGAGAAGGUCAUGGACAUCCUCGAGCAGCUGUACUUCAACGACGAGGCGCGGGCGACCGAGCUGAGCCGACUGGGCGAGGACCGGCGCCUGAGCAGCGAAGCAGACCUGGAGCCGUACUGGAAGUACAAGCUUGAGACGGCGAGCAGUCUCCUUACGAAGAGUGGAGUGGGGCGCGACUCGACAGGACUGGUUGCAGACGGCCUGCGCGGCCUGAUAGACAGCAUUGCAGCUGGCGAGCCGUUCUCCUUCCACCCUUCGGCCAGCGAGCGGAUUGUCGACUUCUCGCAUGAUCUCCUGCGCGACCGCAUGGGCGUGACAGCCGACCAGGUCGAAAACUGCAUCAAGCCGUACAAGUACGAGGUCGAGGUCGACGAGCGCGAGUGGGAGAACGGGCGUGCGCGCGCCGACCGCAAGUUUAGCGACGAGAUGGUGCUCUGCGAGGCCAAGCUCACCGAGAUCCGAGGCCGUCUCGGCGGGUCGCGUAGGCUGAAUUCGUUGGUCAAGCACGUCGACGACCUCGAGAAGUGGAGCGUCAAGAACAGAUUGCGCAACGCCUCGGCCUCGGCCGAGGAGGAGGAGGUGGAAGCACCGCAAGUGGAUGCGUACAAGUACUCGGCUGCGCAGUUGAUCGACGGCCGACACGCACUGCUGCUGCAGAACCGACUUGCGCUGCUGAAGCUGCGCCAGCAGGCGAUCCGGAGCAAGCGCUGCCGCAUGGGACCCGAACAGGCCGCGUUCUGCCCCGAGACGUUCCUCGCCGUCGUCGCCGAGAAGCUCGCGUACACGUCCACCAUGUUCAUCAACAUUGAGCUGCUCGAGCAGUUCUUCUACCAGUUCCCUCGCGAGAUCGACAGCCGAAUUCUGUACGAUCUCGAUCGAGACGAGAUCAAAAAGUUUGCUUUUGAAAACCCCAAGAUCCGGCAGCACCUUGAACUACAGGAGAGGAGGGAUAAACUUGAGCAGGUCCUACGAUCCCUCCAGACACUCGUCAACCUGCAAGCUGACCAGGGACAGAGUGAUAGCCGGCACAAGAGGAGGAAGGACGGACUAUUCUCCAAGUUUAUGUGA
Cutaneotrichosporon cavernicola is the source of this 2829-nucleotide messenger RNA. RefSeq lists its product as uncharacterized. Gene Ontology annotation, cellular component: microtubule; cytoplasm; membrane. The coding region runs from base 1 to 2829 and encodes 942 amino acids. Gene Ontology annotation, molecular function: GTP binding; GTPase activity; microtubule binding. The transcript has 5 exons. NCBI's taxonomy places the organism in Eukaryota, Fungi, Basidiomycota, Tremellomycetes, Trichosporonales, Trichosporonaceae. The record is from RefSeq and is a predicted model, not a curated record.